ACCUACAAUUUCUUCCUCCCUUAACAAGGAUUAAUCCCACCAAAGUUCUCUACACAGAGGUUGCUUGCUGUCCCCUCUUAUAAAACAUGAAGCAAAAAAUUGUUAUCAAGGUGCAAAUGACUAACGACAAAUGCAGAACCAAGGCCAUGAAGAUUGCCGCAAAAACACGUGGUGUGAUAUCGGUGGCAUUAGAAGGGUCGGACAAAGAUCAGUUGCCAGUGAUUGGUGAAGAUGUUGACUCAGCCAAGUUGACCUGCUUGUUAGGGAAGAAGCUUUGCUAUGCAUCCAUAUUGAGCGUGGAGGAAAUGAAGCCCGAAGAGAAUGAAGUUGAAGAAUUGGAUGAUAAGAACCAAGAGAGUCUGAAUUGUACCAUUACACCAAGUUAUCCACCAUUUCCCAGGUUCUAUGAAGUGGUAGCCUAUGAUCCGAGUCCAAGUUCCUGCUUCAUCAUGUGACCAACAUUUUAUUGAUUAUUGAAACCUAGAUCCAAUUUUUUUUCCCUCUCUUCUUGUUUUUGCUAAUUGUGUAGUGUGUUAUGUUCAUUCUAUUGCGAUAGAAAUUGGGUGUCCUAAAAUACAAUUCUUGUUAGGUUGACCUUAAUUAAUU
This is a messenger RNA of Quercus robur (English oak), 606 nucleotides long. RefSeq names its product heavy metal-associated isoprenylated plant protein 47-like. The transcript is spliced from 3 exons. The record is from RefSeq and is a predicted model, not a curated record. Bases 87 to 455 code for a protein of 122 amino acids. NCBI's taxonomy places the organism in Eukaryota, Viridiplantae, Streptophyta, Magnoliopsida, Fagales, Fagaceae.